Molecule: messenger RNA, 828 nt
Organism: Closterium sp. NIES-65
Lineage: Eukaryota; Viridiplantae; Streptophyta; Zygnematophyceae; Desmidiales; Closteriaceae
Source: the annotation of a GenBank genome assembly
AUGACACUACCUUUGUUUCAGGAGGGGAAGAAGGAGCUAAUCGAAGCUAAGCAGGUGCUGGCAAAGUUCGAGCAGACGUCUGGGCUGGCGACACACCGGGACAAGUCGGUCGUCCUGCCAGUAGGGAACAAUCUCGGCAGAAUAACCGGUCGGACGCACAGUUUCAAAUGGGCACAGAAGGACGAGGCCGAAAAGCUGCUGGGCGUGUGGGUUACUCCUUUGGGUGGCUGCCUGCCAACAUGGGAGAAAACUUCGGAGGAUAUCUCGGGAAAAGUUAAAAGAUGGGAGCAGAAGUUCCUCCCAACAACUGCGCGAAUGGCUGUGGUCAACAGUUAUACGAUGCCGAAGGCGGUGUUCCAGGCGCAGGUCUACCCACCACCUGCCAAACAGCGUGUCGGGUUGCUGGCGCUGGAGACGAAUCAACUAAAAAAGCAUCUCAUGCUGCGGGUGGCUGAUCUGCCUAUGGGCAUUGAGACGUUUUUUGCCCAUGAGAAGCUGCUGAGACACUGGGAGGGGAAAAGCGCUCGCUGGAAGGUGGCGUGUGAGAAUUUCAUGAAAACACUGCUGGGAGUUCUUCCUGAGGCAAGUACGAGAGAGGCGGUGGAAGGGGAGCGGAUCGUCUUCAACAAGCGCCUCUUGCUUAACGAGACCACGUCGGUGGGGAGACAGCAGGACGCAAAGCCGUUGUGGGAGAAGCGGCUAGGUGACCUGGUGCAGCUUGAUGGCAACGGCGUCCCUGUGCUUAAGGACCUAGCUGCUCUGGAAAGGGAGCUGGGAGGGAAGGGGGCUGCUAGGUUGGCAAGAAGGGCGUUUGAAGCUGCGCCCUAG